Actinia tenebrosa (Australian red waratah sea anemone) is the source of this 3835-nucleotide messenger RNA. RefSeq lists its product as uncharacterized. Gene Ontology annotation, molecular function: DNA binding. The record is from RefSeq and is a predicted model, not a curated record. Lineage: Eukaryota; Metazoa; Cnidaria; Anthozoa; Actiniaria; Actiniidae.
GAUUGCGUAGGACUGUCUGUAUUCAUUCUCAUUCGGGUUCACGCGGCCUGGGCCAUUAAUCCCGAACUCACUUCUCAGUAAACUUGACAGCUGGCUUUGAAAAUAUUUUUCGAGACGUUUUUGAACUGUCUUGAAUUUCGUUCAUUUUAAAAGAAAACAAUUUAGGAAUAUUAAGUUAUCUGUUCCAAUUUCCUUCUAAUAAUCAUGGUGAUAAAUUUUUCGUUUUUCGUUCUACCUUCAUCCCACUAAUUGCUUUUCUUUUCCUUUUCAGCGUGAAGUUUCUACAGUAAAUUAUAUUACACGAGUUACUAGGAUAUGACAUCUUUUCAUCUAGCGGCCAAGAAACACCAAAGAAAUGAUCAACAAAAUGUAAAGAAGAAGAAAAAAAACAUCAAAUGCCRUCGAAUAAUACUCUCACGAAAUUCAUCAAUCUUAAGAAGAAGACUAAUAUGACCGAAGCUCAAGUUAUUAUACACUAUAUAGAAGAGCGUGUUUUUCUUCAUGGUGGAGACCUAAGAUGAAAGCUAGUGAGUCUACGGCUAGUCAUGAGACUAGGGAAGAUGAGGAGGAGACUGUUUUAAGGGAUCAAAUGGAGAGCAAGACAAAGCAGGAGGGUUCACAAGAAGUAGACUGUGAAAACAAUUGUUUGAGUGGCAUUAAAUGGCCGACAGGGCAGCAAGCGAAGAACCAGGGCAAAAAACGAGGAAUUAUCAAUGGAUUUCGGAAGAUUAAGACUGGAAUUGUUACCCAUGGUGGUAGGACUUCUAAGCUUCCAGCUCGUUUUAUGGAAACGGAUUCAGAGAACGAGUCUAUUGGGAGUAAAAAGCGAGUUCAGUCGAGGAAGGAUGAACAAGAAACAUCUGGUGAAAGAAGCAGUACGUGUUCUACGAGUAAACGAAAGAUUUGCAAAAAUGGUCGAACUGAGCCUCUUGAAAAGAAAGCAGGCACAAUAGGUAAACGAAAGAGAAAAAGUAAGUUAUAUUCUGAGGACGAUAUAGACGUUGAUAUGCUAGAAAACGGAGUUCUAAAUGUUAAUUCAAGUUAUCCUUCGACGAACACUGCUACAACAGAGACGCUGUCUCGUAGCUUGAAAAGAAACUUGUGCAUUUCUCAUUCAGAAACAGAGAGUUCUUCAGAUGAGACUCUUCAUCGUAAGAGAGGAAGACCUCCAAAGACUGCUGUGAAAAUACCGAAUAUCGCGCGUGGAAAAGCGAGUGAAAGCUUCGUUAGUAUUUCGCCACAUGGCGACUGUGUUGUGAGUGCCCCGAAUGCAUCUCUAACGUCACCUAAUGUGAAACCAAAGAAGAAGAAGAGAAAAUUGCUUARCGGACUUCGUUCUGCAAGCGUUUUUCAGGGUAUAAGUAGUGAUGAUAGCAGUAGUGAUUGUUCUAGUCCGAAGAAACGAGGACGACCUCCAAAAACAAAACAUUCAGCUUUGUCCGCAUCGGAGACGAAACUUCACGAGUUCGGUUCAAAGAAUGGCGUAAGAAAACCCUGGGUGCGGCCAGUGUUGAAAUCCUUACAUAAACGAGCUUUAUUUAGGUCCCAUGAGGAGCAUUUGGAUAGUUUACUUGAUUCUUCGGUGAAAAACAUGACUAAGGUUAAAGCGAAACUUGCGAAGAUGAAUGGUUUUUCUGUAAGCCGUGAAUGCACCAACGGAGAGCUGAUCAAACGUAAACGAGGACGACCUCCAAAAAUAGACUCUGACAAAAAGUCCAAGUUAGCUAGAGACGUGUUUUCUUUUACUGAUGAAGAAGAUUUAGAUUCUAGCAGCUUCAAUGGUCAUCUGAAGAAACUCAAGAAGCUAAAAAAGCUUGAUAAGAACAAGCUAGGGAAAAGACCUCUUGCAGCUUCAAAGGUAAACAAAACAGAAAAACUCCUUGCUAAUAAGCUGAAGAAGAAAGCUAUCAAAAAAGCAAAACAGACUCUUGCUGCAAGUGAUAAAGAGUCCAAUGUUGGUAGUGAAUCGAUGGACAAGAACAGUAUUGAAUCAAUGCAAUUCAGACGUCGUCAGAGGAACAAGAUAGACAGGGUGUUAGGAAUGAGACUAAACACUGUAGGGCAGUAUGAGUAUUUGGUGCAGUGGAAAGAUGGUACCAGCUGUUGGACAUCUUCUGACCAGGCUGCUGAUUAUGAAUUGGACCUCAAAUCAUUUCUUGGACAUGAAUAUCAAGAGUUUUGUAGCAUAAACCGAUUGGUAUUUAAGGCAUAUUUCCAUGACAACUUGGAUAAAUUGCAUGUGCCAGAGUCUGAAGCUGAGGACUAUCAUACUUCUGAUGACGAGACUGGUCAUUAUGUGAAUGAUUAUGAUGAUGACGAUGAUGAAAUCUUUUCAGAUGCUGAUGAUAUAUUUGAUAAUUGUAUAGAAACUGUGAAAGAAGACCCUAAACCCAAAAAGCGGGGAAGGAAAAAACAAGAUAAUGAUAAAGAGUUUCUAUGCAAAGAAGUGUCUGUGCAGAAGCUUCCAGACUGUGUUCAUAUUACUGUACGGCGGUCAUCAGGGAAACAAAUGCGGGUCAAUCUCAGGAUAAUUGAUUCAUUAACUCUUGCUUUAGAGGAAGCUGCUGUUGAUAAGGCUGAGACUGUUGUUAUUAGUGGACUUGGAGAUGAUAUAUUUUGUGGAGUAGACUUGGAUACUAUUGUUACUAUACCAUUGGAGGGAGAAGUAAAGAAUUAUAGAAAAGAUGUAGAUAAAAUAAGGUAUCUAAUUCAAACAAUCCAGUAUUUUCCUAAACCAGUGAUAGCCACUAUCAACAAGCCUGCAGAAGGACUAGGUGCACAGCUAGUAGCGCUGUGUGACAUGGUCUGUGAUAAGUCUGCUCUUGGAGAUCCAGUGAAUCUUGCUCUAGCAAAAGCAAAUGGAACAAUCCCUUACUGCUUUCCGAGACUGAUGGGUCAUGCUACUGUGAGUGAACAUGUACUGAUGGGAGAACCACUCUCAUCACCGGUAACAGACUGGAGAGACUCUUUAUCAGAAAUAUUCAAGACUACUAGAUUUACAUCUGAACUUUUAACAUCUGUGGAAGCCAUGACACAGCUACCACCAUGUUUACAAGGUCCAACACGUCUGGGUGAAAGAAUUGGCAAUUGUUCAUCAGAAGAAGAACAGAGACUUUCUAAGGAAGUCGACGUAGAAAAGAAUAAAGUUCAAGAUUCUUUGAAAGAGCUGAUGGCAUUUUGGGAAAAUGUCACUACAAAGGUUACAUAGUUUAGAGUUUUUUUGUAUGUUAAAUAGUUUACGCAUACAUAACAUAAUGUUGACAAUGCAGUGUUGAUAUACUAAUUUGUGAUUUUCUGCAUGAUCUGUCAAUAUUCUUUUUGACCAUUUCAUGAAUGUGUUAACAUUUCAUCACGCAACUAAUACAUUAAUAAUUUUGUAAAUCAAUAUGGAAUUAAUUUCAUCAUUCAUUAUGGUCGGUAUGCAAGUGCAAAUUAUCAUCUCAUUCCAUAUAUUUCUUGAUUUCUUUGCACUGCUAUAAAUGCAGGUAUUUUGUCAGAGGUCUGUGCUGAGAGUUGUACAAUAUAUAGGCAAGAGCCACAGUUUUUCUCCUGUUUAUGGCAUGUCUUCAUCAACGUUUGCUUGAAAAACCUAAAAAUUACAAAUAUAUAUACAUAAUCUGUUAUUUAUUGAUAAAUUUUCUCCAAUGGAGGACGAAAAAUAAGGAAUGUAUCCAUACCCAAUAGAUAAAAAGCAAUAUAUUUAACAAGAAGAGAUAUUUUUGCAGGAAUCUUUUGUAUCUAGUUCAGAUGGUACAGUGUAACCUUGUACAUAAUUUAAUUUGUAAACAAAAUCUUGUAAAAACUAAAAAUAAAGAAAGAUCAAUACAAACAUCAA